AUGGAGGUUUGCGAUGUAGUGUGCAAACUGCUUGCAGAUGGAGUUGUCUAUGGGAUACAUGGAUGCAUUGUAGAAGCUGCCAAUGAGUUGUUGCGGCCUAUGGAGUAUGAAGUGAUUGAGUGGCCAGACCGAUCAUGUUUGCUGCUGAAAGAUCAUCGCACAAGUUGCAGGCAUGAUGGACGUCUUGAAGAAAUCAAGGAAGUACUCCGGAAAGUUGUGUACAAAGAGCCAGCAAACGGGGAGGUCCUGGAUAUGCUCAUACUGAAUGGAUGGGUUUGCGAAGCUGAAGAAGGACUUGAAGUCACUAAAAGAACACUUGUCCAGCACUCUGAGUUUAUAUUGAGUCUUGAUGAAGUAUAUAAGCAAUGCGAGAUAUGUGGAUUCCUUAGCAAAAGUGAGAUGCAUGAAGUCUGUAGAGAUAUGGUUUGGAAUCAAGGCUAUUGCAAUAAUGAGGUGUAA
Messenger RNA from Ordospora pajunii, 459 nucleotides. RefSeq lists its product as uncharacterized. The transcript has a single exon. Lineage: Eukaryota; Fungi; Microsporidia; Ordosporidae. The record is from RefSeq and is a predicted model, not a curated record. The coding region runs from base 1 to 459 and encodes 152 amino acids.